GGAGUCUCACUCUGUCGCCCAGGCUGGAGUGCAGUGGCAAGACCUCAGCUCACUGCAACCUGUGGCUCCCUGGUUCAAGUGAUUCUCCUGCCUCAGCCUCCCAAGUAGCUGGGAUUAGAGGCGUGUGCAACCACAUCUAGCUAAUUUUUGUAUUUUUAGUAGCGAUGGGGUUUUGCCAUGUUGACCAAGCUGGUCUCAAACUCCUGACCUCAAAUGAUCUGCCUACCUCAGACUCCCAAGAUGUUCGUAUUACAGUCGUGAGCCACGGCUCCCGGCCCCAAUUCCUGCUCUCUAGCUCCUGGAAAACCUGUGGCUGCAUGCAGAGAGUCUUAGACAACUUCCUUUUCCUCUCUGGGCCUUGGUUUCCCAUUCUGUAAGAUGAGAGGUUUCCAUAGGCCAACACUUUCUAAUUGGUGGUUUUCAAUCCUCUGGUGAUUUGCAUAAAAGGCAUCUAUUUCAAAUGUGGUUAUAAAUAACAAACCACAAUAAAUAGACUAAUUAUUUAAAUGUUUUCUCAUUAUCACUGAAUAGUUGAGAGUCUACUGUAUUUGAGUGAAAAUGCAGCACAAGAAACUGAAAUCAGAUGCACUCAUGAUUAUGAUCCUGAGGUCAAUAUGUCAUUCCCUUCAUUCCCUCUUUGCCCCCAUGAAGGUUUGACUACUGUAUAGUUUGACCCUGUGCUUCUUAGUUGUUUAUUCCUUAAGUUUUAGCCACAAUGGCAAAUUGCAGUGGGAAAUCCAGUCUUACUUUGUCAUUUAGAAACAAAAUACAAAACCUAUCAAAAUAAAAGCACUAGCUUUUUUUUUUUUGAGGCAAAAUGGAAGAAUUCCUAAUAUUAGGUUAGAAAAGCAUUUUUUUUUUUGGUGUAUUUUUUUUUCGAGACGGAGUCUUGCUCUGUUGCCCAGGCUGGAGUGCAGUGGCAGGAUCUCGGCUCACUGCAAGCUCCACGUCCCGGGUUCACGCCAUUCUCCUGCCUCAGCCUCCAAUGUAGCUGGGACUACAGGCGCCCGUCACCACGCCCAGCUAACUUUUUAUAUUUUUAGUAGAGACGGGGUUUCACUGUGUUAGCCAGGAUGGUCUCGAUCUCCUGACCUCAUUAUCUGCCCGCCUUGGCCUCCCAAAGUGCUGGGAUUACAGGUGUGAGCCACCGCGCCCGGCCUCUUUGGUGUGUAUUUUGAUGUGACAACUGCUAGUUAAAUUCAGUAUACAUAUGAAUUCACUCUUGGGACAAAAUAUGCUGGAUUUGAACUUAUUUUCAGGCAAAUCAUGUUUCAACUUGUGGAGCUAAUUCAAAGUAUACUGACUGCAUGCACUUCUUGCUUAGGGGAAGAAAACUCAUCAAAAUUUGUUUUUAGGCAUAUGUUAUUAGAGCUAGGAUUAAAAUAAAUCUUACAUACUUUCUUUAAUAUGCUAACAUUAACACGUUUCGCUUAAAAAAGUAUCGAUCAUUUAUCAUGGAAAAAUACACCAGCUUACACAAAUUUCUAAGGCGUUUUUCGUGAGUGUGUGUGUGUGUGUGUGUGUGUCUGUGUAGAGAUGGGGUUUCGCCAUAUUGCCCAGGCUGGUGUCGAACUCCUGGGCUCAAGCGAUCCACCCACAUCAGCCUCCCAAAGAGCUGGGAUUACAGGCGUGAGCCACAUACCCGGCCCGAAAGCUUUUUGUGAGAUUAUAUAUUUUACCUGCGAAAUAUAUGGGUCAGAAAGGUUUGAGGAAGUUGUUAGAUAAUUCUGCCAACAAAAUCUCCCGUCCUUUCCAGCUGUGAUGGUGAAGUCUAAAGUAGAAUUCAUCUUUGGAGCUUCUCCCUGUAGGCAUGCACCUUGCGUUGCACCUGCCAGAUGUUGCGCGGAGUCCUCCAGGCCUCUAGAGGGCAGAGAUGGUCUCGUUUCCUUGCCGAGCAUGCGCCUUAGUUCUCUCUUCUGGGGCUGUGAGCGCGGGGUCGAAGCGCGCGUGCGCGGCGGCGGCUGGCGGCGGCGGUGGGGCGGGGCCUGGGCUGUCAGCCGGCCUAGGAGGAGGAAGGAGUCUGCUGCGUGCGUGUGAGGGGCGGGACCCGGCUGCCUGCGGAGGGUCUGGCUGCGGGAGGUCGGGCCAUGCUGGUGGGCCAGGGUGCGGGGCCGCCGGGGCCCACGGUGGUCGCCGCCGCGGUGGUGCUGCUGCUGAGCGGCCUGGGGCCGGCGCACGGCUCCGAGGACAUCGUGGUGGGCUGCGGUGGCUUCGUCAAGUCGGACGUGGAGAUCAACUACUCGCUCAUCGAGAUAAAGCUGUACACCAAGCAUGGGACUUUGAAAUACCAGACAGACUGUGCCCCUAAUAAUGGUUACUUUAUGAUCCCUUUGUAUGAUAAGGGGGAUUUCAUUCUGAAGAUUGAGCCUCCCCUAGGGUGGAGUUUUGAGCCGACGACCGUGGAGCUCCAUGUGGACGGAGUCAGUGACAUCUGCACAAAGGGCGGGGACAUCAACUUUGUCUUCACUGGGUUCUCUGUGAAUGGCAAGGUCCUCAGCAAAGGGCAGCCCCUGGGUCCUGCGGGAGUUCAAGUGUCUCUGAGAAACACUGGGACCGAAGCAAAGAUCCAGUCCACAGUUACACAGCCCGGCGGAAAGUUUGCAUUUUUUAAAGUUCUGCCUGGAGAUUAUGAAAUCCUCGCAACUCAUCCGACCUGGGCAUUGAAAGAGGCAAGCACGACAGUGCGUGUAACCAACUCCAAUGCCAAUGCGGCCAGUCCCCUCAUAGUUGCUGGCUACAAUGUGUCUGGCUCUGUCCGAAGUGAUGGGGAGCCCAUGAAAGGGGUGAAGUUUCUUCUCUUUUCUUCUUUAGUAACUAAAGAGGAUGUCCUGGGCUGCAAUGUCUCACCAGUGCCUGGGUUCCAGCCCCAAGACGAGAGUCUGGUGUAUUUGUGCUACACGGUCUCCAGAGAAGAUGGCUCAUUCUCCUUCUAUUCAUUGCCAAGUGGGGGCUACACUGUGAUUCCGUUCUAUCGAGGGGAGAGGAUUACCUUUGAUGUGGCACCUUCCAGACUUAACUUCACAGUGGAGCAUGACAGCCUGAAAAUCGAGCCCGUGUUCCACGUCAUGGGAUUCUCUGUCACUGGGAGGGUCUUGAACGGACCCGAAGGAGAUGGUGUUCCAGAAGCAGUAGUCACCCUGAAUAACCAAAUCAAAGUUAAAACAAAAGCUGAUGGCUCAUUCCGCCUUGAGAACAUAACCACAGGCACAUACACCAUCCAUGCUCAGAAAGAGCACCUCUACUUUGAAACGGUCACCAUCAAAAUUGCACCGAACACACCUCAGCUGGCUGAUAUUAUUGCAACAGGGUUCAGUGUCUGUGGUCAGAUAUCAAUCAUUCGCUUCCCCGACACCGUCAAGCAGAUGAGUAAAUACAAAGUUGUCCUGUCAUCUCAAGACAAGGACAAGUCUUUGGUCACCGUGGAGACGGAUGCUCAUGGAUCAUUUUGUUUUAAAGCAAAACCAGGGACUUACAAAGUUCAGGUGAUGGUUCCUGAAGCAGAGACCAGAGCAGGGCUGACAUUGAAACCCCAGAUGUUUCCUCUUACUGUGACCGACAGGCCCGUGAUGGAUGUGGCCUUUGUACAGUUCUUGGCAUCAGUUUCUGGGAAAGUCUCUUGUUUGGACACCUGCGGUGACUUGCUGGUGACUCUACAGUCCCUGAGCCGCCAGGGUGAGAAGCGGAGCCUCCAGCUCUCCGGCAAGGUCAACUCCAUGACUUUCACCUUUGACAACGUGCUCCCUGGAAAAUACAAAAUAAGCAUCAUGCAUGAGGAUUGGUGCUGGAAGAACAAGAGCCUGGAGGUGGAAGUGCUAGAGGAUGACGUGUCUGCAGUUGAGUUCAGGCAGACGGGCUACAUGCUGAGAUGUUCCCUGUCUCACGCCAUCACUCUGGAAUUUUAUCAGGAUGGAAAUGGACGUGAGAAUGUGGGGAUUUAUAACCUCUCCAAAGGAGUCAACCGAUUCUGCCUGUCCAAGCCUGGUGUGUACAAAGUGACCCCUCGCUCCUGCCACCGGUUUGAGCAAGCGUUCUACACCUAUGACACGUCCUCACCUAGUAUCUUGACAUUGACAGCCAUUCGCCACCAUGUCCUUGGAACUAUCACCACCGACAAAAUGAUGGAUGUCACUGUGACUAUCAAGUCGUCCAUCGACAGUGAACCUGCCUUGGUCUUAGGCCCUCUGAAGUCUGUGCAGGAGCUGCGGAGGGAGCAGCAGCUGGCUGAGAUCGAGGCCCGCAGGCAGGAGAGGGAGAAGAAUGGCAAAGAGGAAGACGAAGAAAGAAUGAUCAAGCCUCCCGUGCAGGAGAUGGUAGAUGAGUUACAAGGCCCCUUCUCAUAUGAUUUCUCUUACUGGGCACGGUCUGGAGAGAAAAUCACUGUUACACCAUCAUCUAAAGAGCUGCUCUUUUAUCCCCCUUCAAUGGAAGCCGUUGUCAGUGGAGAAAGCUGCCCAGGGAAGCUGAUCGAGAUCCAUGGGAAGGCAGGCCUGUUUUUAGAAGGCCAGAUCCACCCCGAGUUGGAAGGAGUCGAGAUUGUCAUCAGUGAAAAGGGGGCAAGUUCACCCCUGAUCACAGUCUUUACUGAUGACAAAGGUGCCUACAGUGUUGGCCCCCUGCACAGUGACCUGGAGUACACGGUGACCUCACAGAAGGAGGGCUAUGUUCUGACUGCGGUGGAAGGAACCAUCGGAGACUUCAAGGCCUAUGCCCUGGCAGGCGUAAGCUUUGAGAUAAAAGCUGAGGAUGACCAGCCGCUCCCGGGAGUCCUCUUAUCCCUGAGCGGUGGCCUGUUUCGUUCCAACCUCUUGACCCAGGACAACGGCAUUCUGACAUUCUCAAACCUGAGCCCUGGCCAGUAUUACUUCAAACCCAUGAUGAAGGAGUUCCGGUUUGAGCCAUCCUCACAGAUGAUCGAGGUGCAGGAAGGCCAGAACCUGAAGAUCACCAUUACGGGGUACCGAACCGCUUACAGUUGCUAUGGCACAGUGUCUUCCUUAAACGGAGAGCCCGAACAAGGGGUUGCUGUGGAAGCGGUGGGCCAGAAUGACUGCAGCAUUUACGGAGAAGACACAGUGACAGACGAGGAGGGCAAGUUCAGAUUACGUGGAUUGCUGCCAGGGUGUGUGUACCAUGUUCAGCUCAAGGCAGAAGGCAACGACCACAUUGAGCGGGCGCUCCCACACCAUCGGGUGAUUGAGGUUGGGAAUAAUGACAUCGAUGAUGUAAACAUCAUAGUUUUCCGGCAGAUUAAUCAAUUUGAUUUAAGUGGAAAUGUGAUCACUUCCUCUGAAUACCUUCCUACAUUAUGGGUCAAGCUUUACAAAAGCGAAAACCUCGACAAUCCGAUCCAGACAGUUUCCCUUGGCCAGUCCCUGUUCUUCCAUUUCCCCCCGCUGCUCAGAGACGGCGAGAACUAUGUUGUGCUUCUGGACUCCACACUCCCCAGAUCCCAGUAUGACUACAUCUUGCCUCAAGUUUCUUUCACUGCAGUGGGCUACCAUAAACACAUCACCUUGAUUUUUAAUCCCAUGAGGAAGCUGCCUGAACAGGACAUCGCACAAGGAUCCUACAUUGCCCUGCCAUUGACGCUGCUGGUUCUGCUUGCCGGUUACAACCAUGACAAGCUCAUUCCUUUGCUGCUGCAGUUGACGAGCCGGCUACAGGGAGUCCGCGCGCUCGGCCAGGCAGCCUCUGACAAUAGCGGCCCAGAAGAUGCAAAGAGACAAGCCAAGAAACAGAAGACAAGGCGGACGUGAGGAGGAAGAGGAGGAGUCUCACUUGGGACAGGCCACAGCCAGGGGUCUGGCCACCACCCGCCUGUGGGAUAAAAGCCAAAAGCAUGCGUCAGCUGACUUCAGCCUGUGCUGCUGGCCCCGCACCCCAUGUCCCUUGUCACUGUGGCAUCCUGCACCCAUCCUCAUCCCUCAGUAGAGCCCCUCGUGCAAUGCAAUGAAUGGACCCUCCUGUCACUCUGCUGAACAGAAUUUAUUUUCUGAGUCAAAUAUAAUUUAUAUUUUUGUCAAAGAAGUAUUUAAGCUGUGCUGUGGUGUGAGAAUGUCAUUCUUGAUCUUCAGCCUUCGUUUGCAAGAAGAGUUCCAGUUGACAUGGUGUUUGGUUCCAUGGUGAGGUACCCUAGGGAUUCAUCUGUUUUCUUCACUUCCCUUUGCAUCUGAGAUCCCUGCUGGAAACCACAGCAACCUGUAUCCACUAUUAGGACGUAAAAAUCAAUAAAAUGGCCCAUUCAUUUGUGUUGUAGCUCA
Molecule: messenger RNA, 6260 nt
Organism: Symphalangus syndactylus (siamang)
Lineage: Eukaryota; Metazoa; Chordata; Mammalia; Primates; Hylobatidae
Product: BOS complex subunit NOMO1
Cellular component (GO): endoplasmic reticulum membrane
Molecular function (GO): carbohydrate binding
Source: RefSeq, a predicted model, not a curated record